AAUUCUAGAGAGGCGGGGUAGGUAGGGGAGGGGGAGGGCUCACCUUCCGGAAAGUUUGGCUUCCCGGACGACCAGAGUCGCCGCUAACCCAGCUACCACUUGUGAGAUGACCGAAGAAAGUCGGCUACCCUUUUUACUCACCGGAGAUCCUCAGACGGAAACCGGAGCUGUCUUCAGGUUGAAUUCAGGAUUCGCAGGAGGCCUAUGGAUGGCAGGGUGGCUGGCGGGCGCAUGCGUGGCAGGACCUCUCCACGUGCAGCGGGACCCCGCCCCUAGCCCCGCCCCUGUCGUAGCAUCUCUCAGGACGCGCGGAACCGGAGAGAUGCGAGGAGGCUGGACUUGGAGGCCGACCCCGCCUCUGGAGCCUCGGAUUGGCCUAGGGUGGCGGCGCCUCCGCCCACCUCCCCGCUAUUGGUGCGCAUGUGAGAGCGACGUGUCCUAUUGGGCCGCAUGGAUUUGGGCACCAAAUUCAAAGAUUUUAAAAGUACCAGCUGGCGCCUUUUAGAUGACACAGCUUUAUGAAGAGAGCGGCGGGUGCUGUUGCUGCUCGAGCUGCUCCCUCACCUGAGGCCGAGGCCACCUCCGCUGGCAUGAACCGGAGUCCCUGCAGCUGCUGCUCAAGUCCACUCUCGUGCUCCUGCCGCUGCAGUCCCCUGACAGCUACCAGGCACCCGCGCCCCUCGGAUAGUUAUAAAGAAGAAAAUACCACUCUUUCUGUCAAAAUGAAGUGUGAUUUUAAUUGUGAUCAUGUUCAUUCUGGACUUAAACUGGUAAAACCUGAUGAUGGUGGAAGGCUGGGCUCCUGCACUCCUGCAUAUUUGGAAGGUUCUUGUAAAGACUGCACUAAAGACUAUGAAAGGUUAUCAUAUAUUGGAUCACCCAUUGUGAACCCCACAACUGUAGAACUUGAAACUGAAAGCAUGCCUUUGCAUAACAAGGAAAAUCAACAUGUACAGCAUAUACUUGAUAGGUCAAAUGAAAUAGAAGAACUGGACACCAGUAGAUUUUAUGAAGACAGUGGCUAUUCCUCAUUUUCUCAGCAAAGUGGCCUCAACGAACAUGAAGAGGGUAGUCUUCUGGGGGAAAAUACCAGUGACAGUCUACAGUCCUGCCUGCUACAGACACAAAGCCCAGACCAGUAUCCCAACAAAAGUUUACUGCCAGUUCUUCAUUUUGAAAGAGUCGUUUGUUCAACACUGAAAAAGAAUGUCAAACGAAAUCCUAAAGUAGAUCGAGAGAUACUAAAGAAAAUUUUAUCCAGUGGGAAUUUUGGACUACAAAAUAUAAUUGGCAGGAAAAUGGGCCUAGAGUGUGUAGAUAUUCUCAGCGAACUCUUUCGAAGAGGACUGAAACUUCUCCUAGCAGAUAUUUUAGCACAGCUUAGUGAUAUGGACUUAAUCAGUGUGGCUAAAGUGAGUACAACUUGGAAGAAGAUUCUCGAAGAUGAUAAGGACGCUUUCCAAUUGUACAAUAAAGCCAUGCAGAGGGUCUCUGUUGCUAAGACUUUGAAAAAUAGUGAAAGCCUCAAAGCCUGUGUUCGCUGUAAUUCACCGGCAAAAUAUGAUGGCUAUUUACAGCGGGCCACCUGCAAACGAGAAAGCUGUGGAUUUGAUUAUUGUACAAGGUGUCUUUGUGACUAUCACACCACCAAAAACUGUUCAAGUAGCAAUCCUCUAAGAGCCAGUUUUAAAACGGGACCUCUGCCUGGUACUAAAAAAAGCAAAAAGAAUUUACGAAGAUUAUGAUCUCUUAUUAUAACUGACCCAUGGAGGUUAGUUAGAAGAUGUUAGCUUUUAAUUUAUGAAAAUAAAUGUAUUGUGAUUUUCAGUUUUAUAUUGAAAUUGAUGUAGGAUGUGGAGCUUUUUCCCCAGUGAAUAAAGAGGACACACAACCUCUUGAAACAUUUUAUAAUUUAAUGUGAAGAAAUUUAAAAUUUUCACAACAGGUCAGAAAAUUUAAUAUUUUAAGAAAGGAAAACUAGUUAGGCAGUUAUCUGAUAUUUAUGAUUCUGAGAGUAAAAUAAAAUUGAUUCCAUAUUAUGGUAAAGGAAGGCCAUAUAAUUUUAUCUGAACAGUCUUAAAUGUUGACUACAUUGAGACAUUUUAUUUGCCUUACCACAUUAAUACCAAUUGAAAUAUCAACUUCUGGAGUCUGUUAAUUUAAAUGUUUUGUCACCUCUCUUAAAUCUCUUUUUCAGUGUGUGUGUUUCCCAAAAAAAGCCUUUGUAAUAUCUUCCUUGUUUUCCUUAUUUCUGAAGUCUGUUUUAAUCUCUUUGUACAUAUGUAAGUAUUUCUAUAUUUUUAUAUGUGAAAGUAUGAAUAAAAUCUGUCUUAUAUAUACAUGUAAAUAUAAACUUUGCUGCUGUUAUUAAUAAAAUUAUUACAAGCUUAAUAAAUAAUGUGUACCUUUUAUUUUGAUAAACAUCUUAAUCCUGGAAAGAGCUGAAUUAAAAAGGUUUGAGUGCUCAGCUGCUAACCAAAACGUUGGCCAUUCAAACCUACACAACAGCUCCACAGGAGAAAGAUCUGGUGAUCUCUGUCUGUAAAGAUUAAUCAAAAAGAAAACCCCAUUGCCAUCCAGUCAAUUCUGACUCCGUGACCCUAUAGGACAGUGUAGAACAGACCCACAGGGUUUCCAAAGCUGACAUCGUUACAGAAGCAGACUGCCACAUCUUCCUGAGAGAGGCUGGUGGGUUGAACUGCUGACCUUUCAGUUAGCAGAGAGCUUUGCCACUGUACUACCAGGGCUCCUGUGAAGGUUACAGCCUAGGAAACCAUAUGGGGUUGUUCUGCUCUUGUCACGUGUGGUUGCUAUGAGUCAAAAAUUGACUCGAUAGCUCCUAAAAAAAAUAGACUGCAUUUGUAUCUGGGAGGACAUUGAGUGGAUCUAUUCGGCUACUUGUGAGAUUCCCAGGAUCCUCUGAGUAUGUUUUGUCUAUUCUGAAUACCUUAAUUCAGUAAUUGUAGAAUUGGGUCUUGAAAUAAACACUACAAGGUAAUUCAAUACAGUAGAAUCACAAAACAAUUUGAGAAUUACUGAUACAUAUUAAUCCAUCACUAAGUGAGUUAGACUGUAUGACUUUGUUGUUAGGUGCCAUUGAGUCAAUUCCUACUCAGUGACCCUACAUACAACAGAAUAAGACACUGUCAGGUCCUGUGCCAUCACAAUCGUUGCUAUGUUUGAGCCCAUGGUUGCAGCCACUGUGUCAGUCCAUUUCCUUGAGGAUCUUUUUCUUUUUCACUAAUCCUCUACUUUUGCCAGGCAUGAUGUCCGCCAGGGAUUGGUCUCCUGAUGACAUCCAAAGUACAUCAGACAAAGUCAUCCUCGCUUCUAAGGAUCAUUCUGGCUAUACUUCUUCCAAGACAGACUUGUUCAUUCUUCAGGCAGUCCAUGGCACAUUCAGUAUUCUUCACCAACACCAUAAUUCAAAGGAGUCAAUUCUUCACCCUUCCUUACUCUUUGCAUGGAUUUCUGAUGCAUAUGAGGCAAUUGAAAAUACCACGGCUUCGGUAAGGCCCACUUAAGUCCUCGGAGUGACACCUUUGCUUUUAGGUCUCUUGCAGCAGAUUUGCCCAAUGCAGUACAUCCUUUCAUUUCUUGACUGCAGCCUCCAUGGGUGUUGAUUGUGAAUCCAAGUAGAAUGAUAACCCUUGACAACUUCAAUCUUUUCUCCUUUUAUCGUGAUGUUGCUUAUUGGUCCAGUUGUGAGGAUUUUUGUUUUCUUUAUGUUGAGGUGUAGUCUAUACUGAAGGUUAUGGUUUUUGGUCUUCAUCAGUAAGUAUUUCAAGUCCUCGUCACUUCCAGCAAUCAAGUUUAUGACAUCUGGGUGUUAGGUGCCGUCGAGUUGGUGCCGACUCAUUAGCGAUGCUAUGUACAACAGAAAGAAAUUCUGUACUGGCCGGUCCUGCACCAUCCUCACAGUCAUUAUGCUUGAGCCCACUGUUGCAGCCACUGUGUCAGUCCAUCUCGUUGAGGGUCGUCCUCUUUUUCACUGACCCUCUGCCAAGCAUAAUGUCCUUUUCCAAGGACUGAUCCCUCCUAACAACAAGUCCAAAGUAUGUAAGACAUAGUCUUGCCAUGCUUGCUUACAAGGAACAUUCUGGCUAUAUUCCUUCCAGGACAGAUUUGUUCAUUCUUUUGGCAGUUCAUGGCAUACUCAAUGUUCUUCCCCAACAUCAUAAUUCAAAGACGUCAUUCUUCUUUGGGCUAGCUUUCACAUGCAUAUGAGGUGACUGAAAACACCAUAGGUCAGGCACAACUUAGUGCAGAAGGUAACAUCUUUGCUUUUUAACAUUUUAAAGAGGUAUUCUGAUGCAGAUUUGCCCAAUGCAAUGCAUCCUUUGAUUUCUUGACUGUGCUUCCAUGGAUGUUAAUUGUGAAUCCAAGUAAAAUGAAAUCCUUGACAACUACAAUCAUUUCUCCAUUUAUCAUGAUGUUGCUUAUUGUUCCAGUUGCAAGAAUUUUUGUUUUCUUUAUGUUGAGGUGUAAUCCAUACUGAAGACUGGUCUUUGAUCUUCAGUGUUUCAACUCCUCUUCACUUUAAGCAAGCAAAGUUACGUUGACUGCAUAACAGGUUGUUAAUGAGUCUUCCUCCAACCCUGAUGCCUCGUUCUUCAUAUAGUCCAGCUUCUCAGAUUAUUUGCUCAGCAUACAGAUUGAAUAAGUAUAGUGAAAGGAUACAACCCUCACACACACCUUUACUGACUUUAAACCAUGCAGCAUCCCCUUGGUUCUAGUCGAACUGACUGCCUCUUGAUCUAUGUACAGUUUCCUCAUGAGCACAAUUAAGUGUUCUGGAAUACCCAUUCUUUGAAAUACUAUCCAUAAUUUGCUAUGAUCCACAAAGCUGAAUGCCUUUGCAUAGUUGAUAAAACACAGGUAAACGUCUUCCUGGUAUUCUCUGCUUUUCAGCCAGGAUCCAUCUGACAUGUGCACCAUCCCUGGCUCCACAUAAUAAUCUGAAUCCACCUUGAAUUUCUAGCAGUUCCCUGUCGGUAUCCUGCUGCAGCGGCUUUUGAAUGAUCUUCAGCAAAAUUUUACUUUCCUGUGAUAUUGAUGAUAUUGUUCUAUAAUUUCCACAUUCGGUGGGAUCACCUUUCUUUGGAAUAGGAAUAAAUAUGGAUCUCUUCCAUUCAGCUGGCCAGUUAGCUGUCUUCCAAAUUUCUUCGUAUAGAUGAGUGAUCACUUCCAGCGUUGCAUCUGUUUGUUGAAACAUCUCAACUGAUAUUCAGACAAUUCCUGGAGACUUGUUGUUCACCAAUUCCUGCAGUGCAGCUUGGACUUCCUCCUUCAGUACUAUUGGUUCCUGAUCAUAUACUACCUCCUGAAAUGGUUGAAGGUUGACCAAGUCUUUUUGGUGUUGUCACUGUAUUUCUUCUGCCUUCUUUUUUUU
Molecule: messenger RNA, 5392 nt
Organism: Loxodonta africana (African savanna elephant)
Lineage: Eukaryota; Metazoa; Chordata; Mammalia; Proboscidea; Elephantidae
Gene: FBXO5
Product: F-box protein 5
Exons: 4
Coding region: 519-1745 (408 amino acids)
Biological process (GO): negative regulation of meiotic nuclear division; regulation of mitotic nuclear division
Cellular component (GO): nucleus
Molecular function (GO): protein binding
Source: RefSeq, a predicted model, not a curated record